AUGGCAGAGGAAGCUGAGGAGGAAGAGACCGCACCCCCGCAGCCUGAGGUCGAGGCAGAGAAAGAGAAACCAGCAGAGAAACAAGAUGAGGAAGCGCCCCCUCAUGAGCUAACAGAGGAGGAGAAGCUGCAGCUUCUGCACUCGGAGGAGUUCAUGGAGUUCUUCGAUCACAGCACACGUAUCAUGGAGCGCGCUCUGUCCGAACACGUGGAUGUUUUCUUCGACUACAGCGGCCGUGACAUGGAGGAGAAGGAGGGUGAGAUGCAGGCUGGGGCCAAACUGUCUCUGAACAGGAAGUUUGUUGAUGAUCGCUGGUCCAAACAGCGAGUGGUGACCUGUCUGGAUUGGUCCCCACAGUAUCCAGAGUUGCUGGUGGCCUCUUACAACAACAACGAGGAAGCCCCGCAUGAGCCUGAUGGAGUGGCUUUGGUCUGGAACAUGAAAUACAAGAAGACCACACCGGAGUAUGUCUUCCACUGUCAGUCUGCUGUCAUGUCUGCAGCGUUUGCGAAGUUUCACCCAAACCUGGUUGUCGGUGGCACUUACUCGGGACAGAUCGUCCUGUGGGACAACAGAAGUAACAGACGCACUCCUGUCCAGAGGACGCCUCUCUCUGCUGCGGCGCACACGCACCCAGUGUACUGUGUUAAUGUGGUUGGCACACAGAACGCUCAUAACCUCAUCAGCAUCUCCACUGAUGGAAAGAUGUGCUCCUGGAGUCUGGACAUGCUGUCUCAGCCACAGGACAGUAUGGAGCUGUUGUUUAAGCAGUCUAAAUCAGUUGCGGUCACCUCCAUGUCCUUCCCUCUCGGUGACGUUAAUAACUUUGUGGUGGGAAGUGAGGAUGGAUCGGUCUACACAGCCUGUCGUCAUGGCAGUAAAGCUGGAUAUUGUAAUAACAAGCCGCUGUACUCGUUUGAGGACAACUCUGAUUAUGUGUAUGAUGUUAUGUGGUCUCCGGUUCAUCCCGCUCUCUUCGCCUGUGUGGAUGGACUCGGACGCAUCGACCUGUGGAACCUCAACAAUGACACAGAGGUGCCCACUGCCAGCGUGUCUGUGGACGGCAGUCCCGCUCUGAACAGGCUGCGCUGGUCUCAGUCGGGCAGAGAGAUCGCCGUGGGUGACUCAGAGGGACAGAUCCACAUUUACGACGUCGGCGAGAAUAAAAUAUUGGAGGGAUUGUCCUCCAAAGUGAAUGUGAAACAAUCUCUGCAGAAGGUCACCGGAGUUAAAGCAGACUGUGGAGAUGAUCUGUAA
Messenger RNA from Sinocyclocheilus rhinocerous, 1257 nucleotides. RefSeq names its product cytoplasmic dynein 1 intermediate chain 2-like. Gene Ontology annotation, cellular component: cytoplasmic dynein complex. Gene Ontology annotation, molecular function: dynein heavy chain binding; dynein light chain binding. The transcript has 12 exons. Lineage: Eukaryota; Metazoa; Chordata; Actinopteri; Cypriniformes; Cyprinidae. Bases 1 to 1257 code for a protein of 418 amino acids. Gene Ontology annotation, biological process: transport along microtubule. The record is from RefSeq and is a predicted model, not a curated record.